Messenger RNA from Olea europaea var. sylvestris, 1418 nucleotides. Its product is annotated as N-terminal acetyltransferase B complex auxiliary subunit NAA25-like. Gene Ontology annotation, biological process: N-terminal peptidyl-methionine acetylation. The transcript is spliced from 7 exons. Lineage: Eukaryota; Viridiplantae; Streptophyta; Magnoliopsida; Lamiales; Oleaceae. Gene Ontology annotation, molecular function: protein binding; protein-N-terminal amino-acid acetyltransferase activity. Gene Ontology annotation, cellular component: NatB complex; cytoplasm. The record is from RefSeq and is a predicted model, not a curated record. Bases 250 to 1056 code for a protein of 268 amino acids.
UUGUUCAUGCUGGCAAGCUAGGUAUUACGUCUAUAACCCUAAUACCCCCAAAGGGAAAACCUAAGCGUCGUCAACUGGACUGCUAUCCCACUUGGAAGCAGAUUCCCCUCUACCUGCGCAUCUCCAAAUUCCCAACCCAGCACUAUAUUUAUUUUUAUUUUCUGAAUUUUUGUGCUGAUCUCUCCGGAACGCCGUUCCGUUAAUUGCACCCGUUAAGCGACCAGAAUUCUUCAGAACUGUUUUUCCUGAAUGGCGUCCAAAUUCGGGUUAGCGGGUGGCAUUCCGGAGCGGCGGGUCCGACCCAUUUGGGAUGCCAUCGAUUCUCGCCAGUUCAAGAACGCCCUCAAGCACUCCGCCACCCUUCUCUCCAAAUACCCAAAUUCUCCUUAUGCUCUUGCUUUGAAGGCUCUGAUAUUGGAAAGAAUGGGCAAAAAUGACGAAGCGCUUUCUGUUUGUUUAAAUGCCAAAGAGAUUUUAUUCACCAAUGACUCCAGCAUCAUAGAUGAUCUCACUCUUAGCACUUUACAGAUUGUUUUCCAGCGCCUAGAUCACUUUGAUAUGGCGACAAGUUGUUAUGAGUAUGCAUGUGGCAAGUAUCCCAACAAUUUGGAACUAAUGAUGGGUCUUUUCAACUGUUACGUUCAUGAAUAUUCUUUUGUGAAGCAGCAACAGAUAGCUAUUAAAAUGUACAAGAUUGUUGGUGAAGAAAGGUUCUUGCUUUGGGCUGUUUGCAGCAUUCAGUUACAGGUUUGUUGUGGCAAUGGGGGAGAGAAGCUUUUACAGUUAGCUGAAGGUUUACUCAAGAAACAUAUAUCUUCUCAUAGUUUGCAUGAACCAGAAGCUCUUAGUGUCUAUAUAUCUCUGUUGGAGCAGCAAUCCAAAUAUGGAGAUGCAUUAGAAAUUCUUUCUGGAAAUUUAGGAUCUCUUAUGAUGAUUGAAGUUGACAAAUUACGCCUACAGUCUCAGAACACAACUGAAAUACUUGUCAACCAAACCCGAGCCUGGCCAGUUUGCAGAUCGUUUAUAUUUGCUUGCCACCUUGAAUUAACUGGGUGAUCCAGGCAAUUUGUUUAUUGGAAAUUGGAUCUGGAGACAUGGAUGCCUUUACUGGGUAUGGUUCCACCUUAAAGGAUAAAGCAAUGAAACUCCCAACAGACAGUCUAAAUGCUUAGGUUGCCUGGCUUGCUUUGGGCUACCUUAUACACAUAUUUUCUUAGUGAACUCAACUGUUAUAGCUGUGUCUUUUACAUUCCUGUAGCAGUUCAAUUGCUAAAUAUCUUCAAAUAUUUCAGAAAAUCAAAUAUAUUCCUGAUUUGAUAUUUUUAUCACUACUAUAUAAAAAGGGCUGUGUUUCACUACUGUAGAAAGAACAGUAGAUUCUUCCAUUUUAUUUCACUGUAGCUUUUUUUUUUUUUUUU